Messenger RNA from Colossoma macropomum (tambaqui), 827 nucleotides. RefSeq names its product SLA class II histocompatibility antigen, DQ haplotype C beta chain-like. The transcript is spliced from 6 exons. The record is from RefSeq and is a predicted model, not a curated record. Bases 1 to 750 code for a protein of 249 amino acids. Gene Ontology annotation, biological process: immunoglobulin production involved in immunoglobulin-mediated immune response; peptide antigen assembly with MHC class II protein complex; immune response. Gene Ontology annotation, molecular function: MHC class II protein complex binding. NCBI's taxonomy places the organism in Eukaryota, Metazoa, Chordata, Actinopteri, Characiformes, Serrasalmidae. Gene Ontology annotation, cellular component: MHC class II protein complex; membrane.
AUGCUUCUGAGUCUGCAGCUGCUGCUCCUACUGACUCUGUCUAUAAGGACAGAUGUCAUUGCUGGAUAUUACAUGUCCUCAAUAGCUGAAUGCACCACCAGUUCUUCUGAUCUGUCUGAUGUGGAAUUUGUGUAUACCGAUUAUUUUAAUAAGGCUCCACACCUACAGUUUAACAGCACUGUGGGGAAAGUUGUAGGCUUCAGUGACUUUGGAAAGAUACUGGCUGAUAAAUGGAAUGACAGUCCUGUACUACUGGAGCUUCAGGCUGAGCUGGAUAGAUUCUGCAAACACAAUCUACAAAUAGACUUCGGUACUAUUCUGGGAAAAACAGUGCUGCCGGAGAUCCAUCUCAGGUCAGAACAGGAAGCAGUUGCUGGUCGUUCAGCCAUACUGAUGUGCAGCGCGUACAACUUCUACCCCCGAGACAUCAAUAUUUACUGGUUAAAAAACAAUAAAAAGGUGACCACUGAUUCCAUUUUCAUUGAGGAGAUGGCUAAUGGAGACUGGACAUACCAGGUCCACUCCCACCUGGAGUACAAGCCCAAAUCUGGAGAGAAGAUCUCCUGUGUGGUGGACCACGCCAGCUCCAUGGAACCCAUCAUCACCGACUGGGAUCCGUCUCUUCCUGAUUCCGAAAAGGGCAAGAUUGCUGCUGGUGCUGCAGGGGUGGUGCUGGGGAUUGUCAUGGCAGUUGGUGGAUUCGUCUACUACAAGAGGAAAUCUCCAGGGAAGUUGCCGGUGGCAACUUAAGUUCUGGUCCUUGGGCUGAUGUAACAGACCACUAUAAAUUGGAGUCUAUGGAAGCUGUUUAUCUCUAAGAAUCCUUA